This is a messenger RNA of Lytechinus variegatus (green sea urchin), 2106 nucleotides long. RefSeq names its product actin, clone 302-like. The coding region runs from base 218 to 1360 and encodes 380 amino acids. The record is from RefSeq and is a predicted model, not a curated record. The transcript is spliced from 5 exons. NCBI's taxonomy places the organism in Eukaryota, Metazoa, Echinodermata, Echinoidea, Temnopleuroida, Toxopneustidae.
UCUGCUGCAUGAUUGUUGUGUACAUGUAUGUGGUUUUCACUGAAUUGAGAUCCUUCCAUUCAGAUCCGCACAACGUGAAAGCUUAUUUGUGAACAACGUGAGCUGUAAAAUUACAAAGAUCUGUGGAUGUGACUCCAAUAUAUGAUAUAUCAACCCAUAUUUUGCAGCUAGCAAGUUCAUGAACAGUCUCCCUUACUGAGACGACUUGGCCGUCGACAUGGCGUCAACAGAGGACGAUGAUAAACAAGCCCUGGUCAUUGAUCACGGAUCGUUCGAAAUACAAGCGGGGUUCGCCGAAGAAGACGCACCACGCACCGCUUUCCAGACCCUCGUCGGAAGACCACGACAUAAAAAUAUCGCUGGUCUGUCCAAUACUUUGGCUGACAGCUACGUCGGGGACGAGGCCCAGAGGAAGCGAGGAGUUCUGACCCUUACCUACCCGAUAGAGCGAGGUGUGGUUACAAAGUGGGAUGACAUGGAAGCUGUAUGGAGUCAUACUUUUUCCGAAUUGAAAUUCAACCCCCAAGAAGAACGAGCCGUGCUCUCACAAAUCCCCAAUAAUCCAAAGCCGAACAAAGAGAAAACGGCAGAGAUAUUUUUUGAGAAGUUCCAAAGCCAUUCAAUCUGUCUCGCAAAUCAGGCGGCUCUCGCCCUCUAUUCUUCUGGCAAGACGUGCGGACUCAUCGUCGAUUCCGGACAUGGCGUCACCCAUGUUGUGCCGAUCCACCAAGGGAACCCACUCCCUCCUACAAUUCUUCAAAUGGACCUCGCUGGCAGGGACAUGGAUGAAGCACUAUUCUAUUAUCUUGUCAGUGAACAUGGAUACAGUGGAAGAUUAUCUGAUCUCCGUGGCGUCAAGGAGAAGCUUUGUUACGUUGCGCUUGAUCCUGACAACGUAAGCCAAGCCAGUACAGCAACGGAUUCAUCCAGUCAGAACACCUACGAGCUGCCGAGUGGAGAGACAAUCACCAUCGAUCCUGCAGAGCGCUUCAGGAUCCCGGAAGCUCUGUUCAAGCCAAGCAUAAUCAAGAAAGACUUCUUGGGUAUCCACGAGAUGGCCUACAACAGCAUCAGUGGCCUUGAAGGCGAUGUCCGCAAGGACCUUCUAAGGUUGGUCUACCUUGUGGGAGGUUCUACCUUGUUUCGUGGAUUCAAGGAGAGAAUGGAACACGAACUGACAGCCUUGGCUCCCUCGUCCAUGAAGGUGCAUGUCAUCGCUCCUCCCGAGAGGAAAUACUCCGUCUGGAUUGGAGGUUCUAUUUUUGCUUCUAAGAGACCGUAUCGCGAUGAAACGCAUUGGGUAAGCAAGCAGGAGUACGAGGAGAUUGGUCCGGAUGUGGUCCAUCGGAAAUACCUUUAGACAGUGUCUGCAGAGAUAUUUCUGUAACCUGUUAGCUCCCUUUCUUGCGUUGUUCCAUGAGGCGAAAUGUUUGAAUGUCCGUCAUAAAUAUCAAGACACAUGAAGAUGACCAUUGUGGUUUUCUAGGAACAAAUUGCAACUUGUUGUUUGUCUACUUUAAUUCUAUUUUGUUCCCUGGAAAUAUGCCCUUAUCAACAUUUUAUGUGGCAAUAAUGUAGAUAAUGUACAUGUUUUAUGAAUUAUAUAACUAUGAAUAAAUUCUUGAAUUAAAUGAAUAUUCUUAUGCUGAUAAUAAUUUUUAUAUUUUUGUUGACAUUUCAUUGACAAGUAUACCCUAAGAUGAACAUGAAUAUAAGCGUGGUACCAUCUAAGUUUCAGGUUUUACUCUACUUUAUUACUGGUAAACAUUUCGUCAAAACAGUUUAUUUAUCAACAGUUAUUUCCAUGAAUAUAUUAACAUUAUGCAUGUUUUGCUUGGUUCUCUAUCAUUCUGUAAACCGUUGUUUUGGAAAUAAAUCUCAGACCAAAUUGUGAAUCCAGUCUUGUCAAUUUCUCGUUUUGCCAGAUGGGAUAUUAAGGGAAUUAUAUAGAAUGCAUUUGCUAUAGUUCUUAAACAAAGGCAGAUUAUUGGGGAGAUAUGUAGCGACCAUGCUUUGUACAUGUAGAUUUUAGCUUGCUGCGGAUUUAUAAGAUCUGUUUAUACAUAAAUGGACUUUCCGGAUGAAAACAUGUAUUGUCUGUUUUGA